This is a messenger RNA of Gigantopelta aegis, 1927 nucleotides long. Its product is annotated as splicing factor U2AF 35 kDa subunit-like. The transcript has 8 exons. Gene Ontology annotation, molecular function: pre-mRNA 3'-splice site binding; metal ion binding. Lineage: Eukaryota; Metazoa; Mollusca; Gastropoda; Neomphalida; Peltospiridae. Bases 61 to 774 code for a protein of 237 amino acids. Gene Ontology annotation, biological process: mRNA splicing, via spliceosome. The record is from RefSeq and is a predicted model, not a curated record. Gene Ontology annotation, cellular component: spliceosomal complex; U2AF complex.
AUAUUCCGGUCGGGCGCUUCCGGUCAGAGUUGCUUGGACGUCGGCUGGUGUGUCUUCGACAUGGCUGAGUAUCUGGCUUCCAUUUUUGGAACAGAAAAAGACAAAGUAAACUGUUCAUUUUACUUCAAAAUUGGAGCAUGUCGACAUGGUGAGAGAUGUUCUCGACUUCAUAAUAAACCAACUUUUAGUCAGACGGUGUUGCUGCAGAAUCUUUAUCUGAAUCCACAGAAUGCAGCUCUCACCGCCGAUGGAUCUCACAUUGUUGUCGAUGAGGUCGAAGCCCAACAAGAGUACGAUGAUUUUUUUGAGGAGGUAUUUACGGAACUCGAGGACAAGUACGGUGAGAUUGAAGAGAUGAACGUCUGUGACAACUUGGGCGACCAUCUUGUUGGAAAUGUCUAUGUUAAGUACCGAUAUGAAGAGGAUGCAGAAAAGGCUGUUGCUGAUUUGAACAACCGGUGGUUUAAUGGCCGCCCAAUUCACGCCGAGCUGUCACCAGUAACCGACUUCCGAGAGGCUUGUUGCAGACAGUAUGAGAUGGGGGAGUGUACGCGAGGAGGAUUCUGCAACUUCAUGCACUUGAAGCCCAUAUCACGAGAACUGAGGCGAGAACUGUACGGGCGACGCAGAAAGAAAAGAUCUAAAUCUCGAUCACCUCCAACCCGCCGUGAUGUCGACAACAGACGAAGGUCGCGAAGCAGGGAACGCAGGUCAAGGUCACGUAGCCGGGACCGUCGUAGGUCAAGGUCAAGAGACAGGCAUGGAAGAUACUGACGAAAAUGUUUGUUACAUUUUGAGAGAAAAGUCUAAAAAUGUAUGGAGAGAAAAUUCUAAAAAUGUAUUGAGAGAAAAUUCCCAAAAUGUUUGGAGAGAAACUUCUCAAAAUGUAUAUUCAGAAAAUUCCCAAAAUGUAAUGAAAAGAAACAAACCUUAAAGAACAUUCUCAACAUGUUAUUGUGAACAGACUGUAUGUAGUUUUUUUUAACUUCACCUAUGUACAUUUAUUUUUGUUUUCUAUAUUUUUGUGAAUAAAAAAACCUUAUUUGACUGAUUAUUGAAGUAAGUUUUAAUAAGAUCAGUGCCCGUGCUUAUAAAACUCAAUCUCUAACAACGUCACACAUACAAUUUGUAUGAUGUUGCCAUGACGUUCACGUAUCCAACUCUAUUAAAGUCUCGAAUCUAAACUCUUAACAGUUUUAUAAGCACCAGGCUAGAUGUGUUGAUGAAACUGAGUCUUCGAGUAAGAAAUGGUAUUCAGAUGUAUCUCAGAUAUUGGUUCAAAUUUUUCAGAAUUGGUUAAAUUGGUUAAAAAUAAAUGUGAGGUUCAAAGUUGUGGAAAAUUAGAAUAUAUAUUGGCUUUUCAAGUUGUUCGUAAGAUGAUCACAAUUUGGUAAAUAUUUUCAAAAAGAAAUAUUUGGUUCCAAGUUUUUAAAAAAAAGUUUGCUUCCAAGUUGUCAAAAAGAAUUGUAUGGUUCAUAGUUGUUUAAAAGAAAUGUAUUGUCUAAACAAAAUGUAUGGUUCAAAGUUGUCUAAAAGAAAUGGUUGAUUCAAAUUUGUAUUAAAAAAAGUGUUUGAUUCAAAGUUUUCAAAAAGAAGUGUUUGGUUCAAAGUUAAAAAAUGUUUGGUUAGAAGUUAUCACGGUUCCUAGACUCUUGGUUUAACAUUGCCAAAGAGAAAUAUUGGACUUCAUGUUAUAAGUCUUUUUAAAAAAUCAAAAUUGUCCAAAAAUAUUGGUUCAUAUAUUAUGUAAAGAAUGUUGUAUUAAAAAUUGUACUUUAAAUCGCAUCUUAAAUAAAUGUCAGAACAUUUAGUUCGAUAUUUGAUACAUGUUUUCUUCAUGGUACCGAAUAUAAUGUCAUACUUACAUUUGUCAUUCAUUCAUAUUCUGUAAUCACAAUGUUUAUGAGAAAUAAAUGUGUUUUUAGAA